Molecule: messenger RNA, 192 nt
Organism: Anisakis simplex (herring worm)
Lineage: Eukaryota; Metazoa; Nematoda; Chromadorea; Rhabditida; Anisakidae
Source: the annotation of a GenBank genome assembly
AUGUCAUUAUCGCAAUCGAUGGUCACCCGUCCAGUGGUCGUGUUUCAAAAAGACGAGAAUGGUGGUCACGAUGAUGCUCCAUCAUCUUCACUACUUAAUCACCCCACAUCAACCGCAAAUACCUGGCUGGGCAAGAAAGCACGACAACAGCAAGUAAGUCAAUCAGUGUUUCUAUCAGAAAUUCAUUAUUAG